Molecule: messenger RNA, 3249 nt
Organism: Sphaeramia orbicularis (orbiculate cardinalfish)
Lineage: Eukaryota; Metazoa; Chordata; Actinopteri; Kurtiformes; Apogonidae
Gene: ctnnal1
Product: catenin (cadherin-associated protein), alpha-like 1
Exons: 19
Coding region: 1-2271 (756 amino acids)
Biological process (GO): Rho protein signal transduction; cell adhesion
Molecular function (GO): cadherin binding; actin filament binding
Source: RefSeq, a predicted model, not a curated record
AUGGCUUCAUCUCCGUGCGGCAAUAGUAACUUUGAUUCCGGUCUGGAAAUCAAAACUCGCUCGGUGGAGCAGACGCUUAUUCCUCUGGUAUCGCAGAUCACCACGCUGAUCAACCAUAAAGACAAGCCAAAGAAAUCGGAGCGGACCCUAGUGGCCAUACACCGGGUGGGUCAGGCAGUGAGUGUGGCAGUGGGGCGUUUCGUUGCCGUCGGCGAGGCCAUUGCUGCAGAAAACCAAGAGCUGAAGGAUGAGAUGGGUCAAGCCUGUUUUGAGGCCCGCAGAGCAGGUGACGCUAUAGCCCAGUUGACAGAUGUGGGAUCAGCCUCUCCGUCCCAGUCUGACGGCCGAGUCACAGUGUUCAGUGAUCGGACGGGCAUGGUGAAAGCUGCCCGUCUGCUCCUGUCCUCGGUCACCAAAGUCCUGGUCCUGGCCGACCGCAUCGUCAUCAAGCAGAUCAUCACAUCCCGCAACAAGGUCUUGGUAACUCUGGACCACCUGGAAAGAGUCAGCACCUUCCAGGAAUUUGUUCAGAUUUUUAGCCAGUUUGGGAAUGAGAUGGUGGAGUUUGCCCACCUCACUGGAGACAGACAGAACGACCUGAAGGAUGAGAAGAAGAAAGCCCGGAUGGCAGCCGCUAGAGCAGUACUGGAGAAAUGCACCAUGAUGCUCCUCACAGCCUCCAAGACCUGCCUCAGGCACCCGGAUUGCGAGUCGGCUCGGAUCAACAAAGACGCCGUUUUCCACCGAAUGCGCUGUGCCCUGGAGCAGGUCAUCGAGAUAGUUACGGAGGCUCGGAGCUGCGGCGAGAACAAGAUCCUCCCUGCCAGCAUUUACAACGGCAUCAAGGAUUUCAAGUCUGGUGUGGAGAGCCUGCGGGACAACCUGUACUCCUCAUCACCCCAGAGCAUGGGCGGUCAGCUGGAGGCGCUGGUGGAGAGGACGGAGGAUUUCACCGAUUCGGCUUACACCAGCCACGAGCAGCGGCAGGCCAUUCUCAGCCUGUGCCAGCUGGCUCGCCAAGACACUCAGCAGCUGGUUCACGCCUGGAUCGAGGCGCAGUCUGUCCACGCCAAAGAGGCCACAGAGGACAUGGAGGUGUCCAUCCUGAAGACCUGCCAGGGUGUCAACGACCUCAGACGUGAGCUCCAUAAGGUGGCAGUCAGUCGUGCCUCAGACUUACUCAAAGUUCACGGUGAACAGUUGCCUCUGCGGGCUCUCAAAGCUGCAGGUGCAGAGGGAAACCUGGAGGCAGUGGCCGAAUAUUCACGCACGCUCACUGAGCAGAAGGAGCAGCUGGUGGAGACGUGUCGGCUGCUGUGCCAUGUGUCAGGAACAGAACCGUUGGAGAUCACCUGUAUACACGCUGAGGAGACCUUCCAUGUCAUCGGCCCACAGAUCAUCUCAGCGGCCCAGACACUGGCCCUUCACCCAUCCAGUAAAAUCGCAAAGGAGAACCUGGAGGUGUUCUGCGAGGCCUGGGAGUCGCAGCUCUGUGACAUGGCGCUGCUGCUGAGGGAGAUCAACGACGUCUUUGAAGGCAGGCGAGGAGACAAAAGACCUUAUUUGUCACUUCCCAGACCCGGGAAACACUCAGCUAACUUGAAGACUGCCAAGGCUGUCAAGUUGGAUGCAGAGGAGCAGACCAGCAUGGCCAAACUGGGUCUGGAGCUGCGUCUGCUGUCAUCAGAUGUGGAUACAGAGGUGGAAAAGUGGGAGGAGCAAGAACACGAAAUCGUCCGACAGAGCCAGAGCCUGGCCAGUAUGGCGUACAACAUGUACCUGUUCACCAGAGGGGAGGGGCUGCUGAAAACAACACUAGAUCUGUUUCAUCAAGCAGAGGUUCUUUCUGAAGAGGGCCUCCAGCUGUGCUCAUCUCUGCGUACGUUUUCUACUCAGCUGGUUGACGAGGAGAAGUCUGUGGUGAUGACAGAGAUGGACAAACUGGUGACGCUGUGCCAACAGUUGCAGAUGGGGGCCAAGACUCCUGUACAGGGCAAGACUGCCACCUUCCAGAAGGUGGACUCAUCCAUUCAGACGGCCAGAGGAGUCUUAACCGUGGUCCUGUCCCUGCUACCGUUCUGUAACAAGCUCAACAAGAAGUACAAGUCCGAGAGGAGUAGCCUGGGUUCCCCUCAGGACUGGAAAGAGAGACAGGAUGCAUCCACCCCUGUCAAAGAGGAGGGAGCUCUCAAUAACAAGAACAGCAAUGGCUUUGGUGUCAAAUCACUGGAGCAGCACAUGGCCGGUCUCAACCUACUGGAGAGUAAAUAAUCCAGGAAAAUACUCAACAUCUCCUCUGUUUUUUGACGCUGUUCUCUGCCGGAGCAGCACAGAGCCAAUGUCAGUCACCGCUCUGGAGGACAAAUAAUCCAGGAAACGCUCCCCUCAUAAUCACGCACCCAUCGUAGAGUGGGAUUAAGCCACGGGGGGGAGGGGGAAGGGGGGGGUUGGGGUGAAGGUGGUCAACUUGGGUCAGUCGGAGUCUGUUUUUGAUCAUUUCAAUCACAAAUAAUGAUCUGUCAUUCUUACCUGAAGCAUCAGUUCCUCCCCAGGCCACAAGGUGGAGACAAUCAGCCAACACAAAACUUUUCAGUGACCUUCUUCUUCAAAAAGAGUCCUGAUUUUGGGCUCACUUUUAUCACUUCCACCCCCCCACCUCUACCCCAGCUGCUGAAGUGAUAAAGUGAUUGGAAAUCAGGAGGGAACUCCUCUCAGAAGCUCAGCCAUGCAUCCGUUUUCACUACGUGCCUCUGUGAAACGAGCCUAUUUGCUUUGUGGUGUACUGUUGAUAGUGUUGCACAUCAUAGCCAAAUGAAAAGAAGAAAAAACAAACAUGGCUGAAAACCCACCGUGCAUGUUGCCAUGAUCACCAAACCCUUGUAUUUGAGUCUCCUUUUGGUCAGUGUGUCAUGCAGUUGUAGUGUUAACACUUGUUCUGUAGUGUUAUUGACUGUGGUACAUUAUUAUCCUUGAUCACUGGUAUUGUCAAAUGGAGAAGUAUUUUAAAAGUCAAACAUGUCGUAUGAAAAAAAGUUUCACAGAAACUGCAACAGAACAUGUGCCAUAUUAGUAUCAAGAUGCAAAAAAAUAAUAAUAAUAAUCACAAUUUAAUGCCAAAUACUAUUGUCCAAAAAGAGACAAUGUUACCUUCAGCUUGCUACUGUUAUAAUAUGAAAUAUAAAGCUCUUAUUCAGCGUUUGUCACUGUUUCUGUUGGCCUGGCUUCUUUAAAAGUUGAUGCAUAAAAAAA